CACCCUCUCCAUAUGUGGCUAACCCAGUGUUUGCACUAUUUUGUAUGGAAGAUUGCCCAAGGCACAGCAAGGCACCUGUUGGCCUCUGGGAAGGACUUUUGUAAACUGCAGCACCUCUGCCUGAACAGCUCCGAGAGAGAGCUACGCAGCAGUGCCAGGGUCUUGGCGGAAAAGUAUCCAGGCAUCCACCAUGGGAAACACAAUGUCCAUGCAAAGGGAACCUGAAGAUGAUGAACCUGUUUACAUAACAGCAUAUUCAAAGGUUUCAUCUGAACCUCCUGACAACCUUAAGAAUGGACCUGUCACAAUCCCGACUGUACAGACUGUUCCUUCUGCAAAUGGUGAUGCAGUGGAUGCAAGAGUGAGUGUUGUCCAGGAUAAUGUGGCCGUUUCUUCCCAGAAGACAAUGGAGCUCAGCUCCAGCUCCGAGGCCAGUGGAAAUAAUAUUGGGAAGGAGGCCAAGGCGGCCCCACCAGCUGCCAAAUCUCGUUUUGUCUUUGCAUUUUCACGGCCUGUACCAGGACGUACCGAAGAGAAAGCAGCAAAUGCAUCGGCUGGAUCGGCUCAGCUUGAUGUCAGCUCAGAAGCACCCCAAGCGAACAAAGCCUUGAGUGAGAAUGUGGACCUUCCUGCUGCAGCUGCGACAGAGGAAGCGUCAGAUAAAAACCUAAGGGAAGAAUCUCUCAGUGAAAUCGAACUCACGGCACCGGGGAAGGCAGAGGAGGAGGAUGCCGCUUUGUCCAAGCCCAAAGAGUUAAGCUUUUUUGACAGACUCUUCAAAGUGGAAAGGGGGAAAGACAAGAUCAAAGCACAAGACCAAAGCCAAGGGGAGGUGAAGGAAGAGAAUCCAGGUGUCAUCAUCACAGCAGAAGGAACUGCAGGAUUACAAAGCACGCCAGAGAAUGUCUUGCAGGGGAAGGACGUAAUAGAUGAGUGCAAUCAAAACACUCUGCAGCCGGAUUCAGCAGGUGGCAAUUGCUUGGCUGCUGAGGAUCUUGCUCAAGGAGACCUAAAGCCAGAGAAAGUUAAGACAGCAGCUGGGACAGACUAUAACAACUCUGACUCUGUCAUCAUGAGUUUCUUUAAAACCUUGGUAUCUCCAAGCAAAGCAGAUUCCAAGGGUGACACUGAGGACAAGGGAUCUCAAACAGGCCUUGGCGGGCAGCUUUCUGAGAAGACGGCGGCCGAUUCCCAUGUGAAAGGCACCAAGAAAAAGAAGCCAGACAGCCCCAGAUUAGGACACAGUACAUUUAGCAAACUGUUUAGGCAUAAGGCAAAGAAAGAUCCCCAGCAGGCAGAAAAUACCAAAAUUGUUGAGCAGCCUGUAAUCACUGCUACCGUGACAUCAGAAACAAACGUCACUCCACCACAGGAGAGUCCAGCCACAAAGCAGAACACCAGGGCUCCUGACCCUCCCAUGCCACAACCAGCCACAGCGACAGUGGUUGUCACCAACGAAACCCCAAAAGAAAUAAUAAUAACAAAGGAGCGCUCUUCUUCUACUCCUACACCCCUAAGUAAAUUCUUUCGGAAAAAGACUCCAACAGAUGACAUAGAGGUGAUAAACACGGAGAGGAUCGAAGCGUCUCCCCAAGCCCCAGCUAAAGUCGAAAGCAGAAGUCAGGAAGUAGCAGAAGUAAAGUCCAAAGGAGAUGAGAAGCCCAGCAAAACUAAGGAUCUGAGGAAAUUAUUUAAAUUGCCAGUCAGAGGUGAUGCAGUGGUAGUUGCUCCAGAAGAGGUAAAUGGGCAAGCCCCUGAUGCCCAAACACUGGACUUCAAAGACAGGCCCUUGACCCAGGCUGAGAACAGAGAACCUGUGGCCGAGAGGAGCCAAGAGAGUUCAACAGAGAACCAGCAAGGAAACAAACAGGAAGCCAAAGACCAGCCAGACUCCACAGAGCAACAAACAGCCGAGACAGACUCCCUUCAGAAUGGAGGGGAAGCUGCGAAGGAAAACACUCCGAAGAGGAUAGAGAAGAGACAGUCAUUCGGAGGGUUUUUUAAGGGCCUUAGCCCCAAACGGAUGUCCGAUGCCGAAGUACAAACAGAUCCAGUAUCAAUUGUGCCUUUUGUGAAACCCAAGUAGUGAAUACACCGAACCAAAUGACGGAUUGUUGGAUCUCCGCCAUCAUUUCCCCCCCACCCAUGCAGCGUAAAAAAAGAAGACUUGCUUUGGUUCAUUUCUCUUCCCUUCUACCCCCUUGCUUCAUAUGGCUGUUGCCAAACAUUAGCUGUGCCAGGCUCAAGCAAAGACUGGUGUGCAACGCGUUCUGAAUUUCUUCAGAAAGUUUUCUUCAAAUAGGCUAACUUUAAAGGUCACAGAAAAGCAAUGGAGAAACUCUUAGAGCUGAGGACAGCUUAGCUGCUGAGAAGGUUAAUGGGGAAGGAAAAGACGAGAGUUGUGUCAAGUAUGGUGCAAGGAGUAGGGAGAGCGAUAUUGACUAUGGCCACCAACAUAAAGAUCUUCACCGCAUAAAAGCUCCCCAUUGUUAGGGCAAAGCCAGAUGUUACUUUAAUAGCUCUAUUAUCAACCACAUCUGUGUAUGUGUGCAUUUUAAAAUUAAAUACCAGGGGCAUGUGGGGAGGGGAGGUUUAUCCCCCCUCCCCAGCUACGAUGCUGAUUAAAGUUAACCAAAGGGAGCGUCUUCUCCCACUCUGUCAAAUCUAAUUGCUGUUGGUGGAGGGCAAUUUUUGUCAGGAUUGCAUCUGGGAAGAGAAUUGUUAAGGCUCCCCUUUCCUUCAUGCUGCAGUCCCUAUGAAAAUUGGGGAGGCGGGGCAAGCAUGCGCCUGGUCUUGAGUUUUACAAAACAAGAUGUGGCUGCUAAUUACAGCAUUAAAAUAGCGCUUGGCUUCGACCUGAAAUGGAGACUUCUGCUCCCACAUCUGGCCCUGUCAUGCUAUCUUAUGGCAGGGUCCCCCCAUGCUCUUGUCUCUGGGCAGCCUCCCUGAACCAAAAACAGAUGUCUCUGAUGACCAGAUCUUAAAGUGCAUGCCUUUGGCCAGGGCUGAGCCCAGCACAUUAAUCCACUUCACAUCCCCUGCAAGGGGAAAGCAAAAUUAUGAGAGUCUCUUAUUACCCCCAGCUGCAAUAAAGAUGUUGGCCAGCUGAUUAGAGCUGCCAAAUUGAGUGCACCCAGUUAGCAUAUUCAUAAUUUGUAUCUUCAUUGCUUUAUUUUUUUUUACACAAUAUGCAGAUUGUGUUUCCCUGGUUUGCGGUCUGAUCACAGCCCUAACCGUGCCUUAUCCCAAGCCUGUAUUCCAAGCUCUCCCUGCAUGUUUACCUAUGAUAAGGUCUACUUGUAUGUGUACCUAUGUGACCUGUGCAGAUGUCUACUUGUUAAUCUUUACAGUGCACCACACAAUUUUAAUCUGGACUGGUUAGAGUAACUGUGAGCACGCAGCUGUGUUGCAGCCAAGAGGUAUAGAAUCCUUCCUUGUCAUAAGCAUGGAUAAUAGUGAAGACUAAUUGGUUAGGGAGAUGGUGUUCAAAGCACAAAGUUUGUGUUAGUCAGCAAAACUGCAACCUGAAGAUUCAGAUUUUCCCACUUGCCUAUCUCUGAACAUGGGGAAGUUAUCUUACACUGUGUGAGACCAUUGGUCCAUCUAGCUCAGCACUGCCUCCUCUAAAUGGUCGCAGCCCUCCAAGAUCUCAGGUCUUUCCCAUCCCAAUAUGUGAGACUGAAUCUGUCACCUACAAUAUUGCAAAGUACAGGGGUACCUCGCAAGACGAAUGCCCUGCAAGACGAAUUUUUCGCAAGACGAAUGUGCCUUGCGAUCUGAUGGUGACUCGCAAGACGAAUUCGUUUUGCAAAAAAAUUCAUAUUGUGAAUCGCGGUUUCCCAUAGGAAUGCAUUGAAAUUUAAUUAAUGCGUUCCUAUGGAAAAAAAGAAAUUUCAAUGCAUUCCUAUGGGAAACCGCGAUUCGCAAGACGAAUGUUUCGCAAAAUGAAUUGACUCGCGGAACGAAUUAAAUUCGUCUUGCGAGGCACCACUGUAUGAGUUCUCUCACUGUGCUGUUGUUCCUUUCGAUUGCCUGUGGCUACUCUAGGAAUCAAAAUAGUUUCAGUUGGGAUUUUUGUAGAUGUAUGGUCAGGUGAGACAGACCCCCUACAGAGAGGAGGCACUCUUCUUACACCUCUCUGUAACCUGGUGCAGAUAUAAUGGGCAUGGUUAGCAUUUGUUGCCAACCCCGGUUCUAUCCUUUGCAGUGAAGAGAUCUAGUUUUCCUAGUUAUGCUCUAUAACCAGAGAAUAGCUCAGUUCAGUUCAUCAUUCUCAGCUUCAUAAAUGUGUGGUUUCAUAACCUGUGUCUUAUGAAGCCUGAAACAAUUGUCCAAUAUAUAUAGGGAGAACUUGUUGCCUUAACUGUGGUUUGCUCAUUACAGAUGCAGUACAUAACCACAGCUAAUGCAAACUAUGGUUUGCAAACACACUUCAGUCCAUAGUUUCCCACCCUAUUUUCCAGGCAACUAUUAAUGAUAAUCUAAUUAAUCAGAUGCAGUGCUUAACUAUGGUUAAGAAAACAAACCACAGUUAAGUGUUAUGUCUGCGUAGGCUAAUGUGGAAGAUGGAAUGGUUAUUCUAACAAACAAGGUAAGAAAACAUUCUAAGCCUGCAAUUCUAAGCAAAAUACAAUUACUCAGAAGUAAGAUUUAUUGAACAGUAAACAUUGCAUAGGAUUGCAUAGUGUAAUAAAGGUCCUGUUAAAAAUAAUUAUAGUUAGAUGGAGGCAUAGCUGCCAAGUUUUCCCUUUUCUCGCGAGGAAGCCUAUUCAGCAUAAUGGAAUUUCCCUUAAAAAAAAGGGAUAACUUGGCAGCUAUGGGUGGAGGUGAUAAGAAGGAUUCUGUUUUUGUGGCAAAAUUAUGUGGGGGUGGAAGAAUAAGUAUAAAGCUUUUAAAAUCAUCAUUUGAUAAAUUGAACAUUGACAAGAUGUUGUUGUUGUUGGGUUUUUUUAAAAAAAGUUUGUGGUUACAAGCGCCAAGGUCAUAUAACUCAACUUUUAAGAGUGUGCUUCAAAUUGAUUCCCAAGUUAUUAAUAUUGAAAAGGCUGAAAUGUACAGGACAUCUAACUCAUUCUCAUUUAUUUUCUUCCUUGAUGUAAUAAAAUGGGGGGAAAUUAGCUUUUGAAAAGAAAGUGAUUAAAGUAUUAACAAAAAUGCAGCACAAUGGAGCCCUUUAUAUCACUAACUCAAAGGAUGUAUUUACUUUUGAUAUUAAUUUUUUUCUUAUCAUUAAAGGAAGAAAAACACUUCAGUUUUACAGAAACGUCUUUUAGUUUAUGCCUGUAACUAAACUUAAUUCCUUAAACGAAAACUAUACCAGAUUAUAAGACUGAACAAAAUUUUGCCUGCUUCAAAAAGAUCAUAUGAGAUGCAAGUUUAAUAGCGUUCAUGGAAAAUUCAGAUAUGUGUGUUAUUGUAAAAGCAAGGAAGAAUAAGACUAAUGAUAUAAACUAGCACCUGAAUUCUAAAUAGUUGUAUAUUUUGAUUUCCUUCUGAUUCAAUAAACAUUCCUGAAGAAAACUCAUUUGCAUUUUUAGUGUUUCAACUGAAAGUCAUCAUUCAUGGUCUCAGUUAUUUUAAAUCUGAUAUGGAGUUGAUGGAAGAAGAUGAUUAUACAAUAUUAUUUUAAAAGUGAAUGGAUGUGUUCCUGGGGACUAA
Molecule: messenger RNA, 5658 nt
Organism: Zootoca vivipara (common lizard)
Lineage: Eukaryota; Metazoa; Chordata; Lepidosauria; Squamata; Lacertidae
Gene: BCAS1
Product: brain enriched myelin associated protein 1
Biological process (GO): myelination
Source: RefSeq, a predicted model, not a curated record